AUGAUAAUUUCAAAUCCGUGGCAGAAGACCGGCAAGCCUGGCGGACAGUUUCGGUGCGAAAACAAUGCCCCUAUCCGUGGCUGGUUUUGGACCUCAGGAGACUGCUGUUGUAUAUCUGUACCUUGUCAACAGGUCGACCCGCUUACUGUCAGCCAGUCCCAAUCGCAAUGGUUCGCCGCCGGCCAGCCGCUCCCGAAGGAAUAUCGCAUCUCAUUUCGAGAACCCUCCCCUAUGCCUCCUCGCAAGAUGACAGAUCCUCCCCCAGGGACUCUUAUGCCCACGCGGAAAGAAUGGGAAGAUCGGGAGCGAGGUUGGCAGCAAAAGUGGGAAGAUCGGGAGCGAGAGUGGGAUCAAGAGCGAGCGCGCUUGCUGCGAGCGCUGGAGCAACGCGGGCUGCCCCCUCCCCCCCGGGUGACCACUACAAGGCUCACUGGCCCCUCGGACCCAACGGGCCAGCCGCCCACCCGGGUCGCCAGUACUACCUCCACUACAACAUUCUCCGCUUCCUCCUCCUCUCCAGCCACCGCUACCUCGGUCACCGCUGCCUCUCCGGCCACCGCUACCUCGUCGGAGAAACGCGAAGGACUUCUCCGUCACUCCUUCACGUAUCCUGGCGCCUUAGACCAGCACUCGUCUCCUUCCACAUCUACCUCUCAAGCCAGCAGGCGCCACGAGCGCAGCAACGCGCAGGACCUCAGUCCUCAAGGUGGUCGGAUCAUGAGUCCCGUUCUCCUAGAUGUGUUUGUGGACCCCAGGCUGGAACAGCGUUCGUCUAAGGGUGCGGCACCGCCGCCGAGUCAACCGAGCCAGCCCCACCGAGGCAGCGUCAGCCAGCCCUCAGACUUGUCUGGGACCCACACGCCGCACCAGGAAGUCGCGUCCUCUACCCCCGACGCCUCCGCGCCACAGCAACCUCCUCCGGACAGCGCCGGCACGGGCGACAGAGAGGGGUCCUCGGGGGAGCCCAAGAAGAAACGGGGCAGAGGCGUCUUCAGUGCUUUUAAGAAGCGGGGCGAGCGCAAGGACGACCGCGACAAGGAUAAGGGCGCCAACGACAAGGCUUGA
Messenger RNA from Epithele typhae, 1065 nucleotides. RefSeq lists its product as uncharacterized. The coding region runs from base 1 to 1065 and encodes 354 amino acids. The record is from RefSeq and is a predicted model, not a curated record. NCBI's taxonomy places the organism in Eukaryota, Fungi, Basidiomycota, Agaricomycetes, Polyporales, Epitheliaceae. The transcript has 5 exons.